AUGGCUUCCAACAAACCAGUAGACAAGCUGGCCGACAAUCUCAAAGGUUUGGUCAUCGGUGCCAGUGGUACGAUACCUGGGUAUCAACAUGUCGAUCGGGUCCGCGAACUAGAAGGCUGCGAAAUUGUGAACAUAGAUUGGUUGCUCCAGAAGAUCGAAAAGGUUGUUCCGGAGAGUGUUAGGAAGCAGAUAUUCAAGGAGGAAAAUAACGGUACCGAGGGCAAAGGCAAAAAACGUGAGCGAGAAUCUUCGAUUGAGGAUGACAAAGUUAGCUCCUGGAAGAAAGCAAAGGAUGAAGAACAGAUCAACCUCAAGAAUCUGAUCGAAUUGGUUGACGAGAAAUAUCCAGAGCCGAGUAGUACGCUUUCCGUUUGGCAGGACGUCACGGGAUUGAUUUGGGAUGCCACACUGGUCAGAGCUCGUUUGAAAAAGCAAGUCCAAGUUUUGCGCAUUCAACUUCUCGUUCAUCGCGAAUUACAAACAUUCCACACAUGGGACUUGCAGUGCCAAUUUGGAUCGUCUGAGGCAUCAAAAUCAGUUGGAGCCAUGGGAAGUUUUGAUUCAGCCAAGCAUACCUUUGAGGAGAAGUUUAAGUCGCUCAGUGGUUUAGCCUGGGAAGAUCGAAAUGCUAUUCCUUCUUCCAAAGGCUGGUUUGUCCUUGAAAUGCAUCAUAGGGAUGUUCCCGUCUUCACCAGCGAGAUCAGCCUGUUGCCUACAAGCAUUGAAAAUGUUUUGAAAAUCAUCUUCACCUCAGGAACCUUCAAGGGCUACCUCAAUUUGCUAAACAGGCUUGGGCGUAACAUUUUGGUUGCAAACAAAGUGGACAAGAAAAGACUCGUGUUUGGGAUUGCAGUUUUGGGCAAACUGAUGGAGCUCACCAACCCUGAGCUAGCGCCUGGCGACCACUCCCAGGCAAAGAAGAGCUUGUGCAGGAUCUACGAAAGCUUGAUUCUCAAAACUGGGUUUCUUUCAGACGCCAAUGAUACCAUCAGAAAGGAGUUGGAAUCCCUUGAUCUCUUACUCAUGUUGCACGAUGCUAGCGAGAUUCUGGAAAGAAAAUUCCAGUCUUCCUCAUUGGCCAUGAGCCAAAUAUCCCAAGUACUUGGUCUGGCAAAAUUGCUCCCAGUGAAGGAGGAUUCGACUGAGUUCGAGAUGCUCCGGGAGUAUCUUGAAAAGACUUCCAGUCCGAAUCACGCGUAUCAAUUUGAGGCAAGCUAUGAGGUCAUCGGCGUGUUCCGUAUCGAACGUCCUGGGGAAGCAGAACGUUUUGCCGAGUGGGAAAAGGCAAACCUUGCUGAUGUUGGAGACCGGCGACUUUUGUGGCAUGGCUCAAUGGCUAGCAACUUUGCAGGGAUCUUGAGUCAAGGGCUGCGUGGCGAUGGAAUUGUCAGUACCGAUGGAAAGCACUUCGUUCCCGGUGUAUUCUUUGCCGAUAUAUCCACCAAGUCAGCAGGAUAUUGCCGACAGAAAGGGGAAGCCUUGAUGUUGCUAUGCGAAGUCGAGCUGGGAAAAUCCUCAACCCUUUCGCAUCACCAUGCUGGCGGCACUAUCCAUAAAAAAUGGCGCGAUGCUGGAUAUAUUCACCCGGAUUUCAAGGGGACCCAAGUGCCAGAUGUUCACGCCGGAACAAAGAGUUCAAGCAGCCACUCGGGUCUUUACAACUCUGAGUAUGUCGCGCACACUCCAGCACAGAUACGUCAACGGUAUUUGUUCCACGUCAAGAUUGUUUGA
Molecule: messenger RNA, 1731 nt
Organism: Penicillium vulpinum
Lineage: Eukaryota; Fungi; Ascomycota; Eurotiomycetes; Eurotiales; Aspergillaceae
Product: putative poly(ADP)-ribose polymerase PARP
Exons: 5
Coding region: 1-1731 (576 amino acids)
Molecular function (GO): NAD+ poly-ADP-ribosyltransferase activity
Source: RefSeq, a predicted model, not a curated record